CAGUUUCAGUUUCGCCGAGCCAGAAGAUCCCUCUGAGGCUGUCGUGGCAAGUGUUACCCACACACUCGACAUACACACACACACACACAUCUAGCCAAUCCCCCCGCAACCGCUGAGGCGAGCCGAGAGGAGUGAAAAUUCAUUGACGAUUGGGGGCGACAAAGCUCAGGCGAAAGAGAGAGAGAGAGCGUGAGACAGCGAGCGAGCGAGCGAGUGAGCAAGAGAAAGAGCGCAACCCUCGACAACAAAAACAACGAAGCAGAGUUCUGCUGCACCCAACGCACCACCACCCGCCACCACCGCCGCCAUCAGCACAUCUGCUGCUACUACCGUCACCUCACCCGCGAAACGACCCUCCCCGACCUCGACGCUCGACGCUCCCAAAGUGAAAGACGUUGGCCAAGUGCAUACCUAUUCACACGGGAACCAGAACCAGUCGCAGUCGCAGUCGCAGUUACAGCCACAGACACCGCAAACCGAGUUUUGUUAAUACAUCAGCGGCUGCAACAACACCGAAAACAACAACAAAACAAUAGAAAUAACCCAGAGACCGCGGUAGAGUUCUAAGUUUUAAGGGUCUCUGCGAUGGGCAAGAAAGACAAGAACAAGGAACUGGCGGACGCUGCACCAGCUGGCGAUGCACCACCUGCUGGACCUCCAGCAGGCGAGGGAGGCGAUGGCGAGAUUGUGGGCGGACCACACAAUCCGCAGCAGAUUGCGGCACAGAAGCGUCUCCAGCAGACGCAGGCGCAGGUCGAUGAGGUCGUCGACAUUAUGCGCACAAACGUCGAGAAGGUGCUGGAGCGCGAUAGCAAGCUGUCGGAGUUGGACGAUCGCGCCGAUGCCUUGCAGCAGGGCGCCUCGCAGUUCGAGCAGCAGGCGGGCAAGCUCAAGAGGAAAUUCUGGCUCCAGAACUUGAAGAUGAUGAUCAUAAUGGGCGUGAUUGGCCUGGUUGUCGUGGGAAUCAUUGCAAAUAAGCUGGGACUCAUAGGCGGAGAGCAGCCACCGCAGUACCCUCAGUAUCCACAGUACAUGCCGCCACCGCCGCCACAGCAGCAGCAGCCAGCCGCCGCCGGAGGACAGUCGGCGCUGGUCGAUGGAGGAGCCGGCACCGGAGCCGGGGCCGGGGCCUAUCCGGAGCAUGGCGGCGCAUAAGUAAUUCUGGACGGCAUUUACCUGUAAAGCCAAGCAAAGAACGUUUCUUGAUUACACACAAAAACAAACAAAAAUAUAAUCUGCAAAACCCAAGAACCGACAAAACAAAAACUCCCCCCCCAAGGGAAAACUCAGUUAUACUAGAAAAAUCUCGAGAAUUGCAAAGAAGUCAAUAAAAUAAUAUGUUUUCCCACUUAAAAGACGACGAACAUGACGGCUUUGAGUAAAUGCAGUCAUAAUAUUAACACUAAAUCUAAAUCUAAAGAACGCUCCGGACAAAAUGAAGUUGUUGCUAAUUUGUUUAUGGUUACAUUAUUUCAUGCAUAAAAAGGUAUAUAUAAAGAUAAAUAUAAAUAUAUAAAUAUAUAUGGGUACUUGAAUAUUUACGAGUAAAUCUAACAAAACAACUAGUAAACUAUGCUAUAUAACUACGACUAUAUUGUACUUAACAUGUAUGUAUGUAUCUCGGGGCUGGGCCGGUGCGAGGCCAGCGCGAGGACCGGGCCUGGUCGCUCCCGAUAAUAGCAACUCUUUGAACUCAGUUUCCUUAGC
Drosophila persimilis is the source of this 1707-nucleotide messenger RNA. Its product is annotated as vesicle-associated membrane protein 2. Bases 586 to 1155 code for a protein of 189 amino acids. The transcript is spliced from 6 exons. Gene Ontology annotation, biological process: vesicle fusion; vesicle-mediated transport. Lineage: Eukaryota; Metazoa; Arthropoda; Insecta; Diptera; Drosophilidae. Gene Ontology annotation, cellular component: SNARE complex; plasma membrane. Gene Ontology annotation, molecular function: syntaxin binding; SNAP receptor activity. The record is from RefSeq and is a predicted model, not a curated record.